This is a messenger RNA of Plenodomus lingam JN3, 225 nucleotides long. The record is from RefSeq and is a predicted model, not a curated record. NCBI's taxonomy places the organism in Eukaryota, Fungi, Ascomycota, Dothideomycetes, Pleosporales, Leptosphaeriaceae.
AUGUUCUCCUGCGUCAACUACGAGCGUGGAUGCCGAGGCCGGGCCAACAACACCGCUGCACGAUGCGAUAGCUGUGUUACUCUGAAUAUUUCAAGUCGGUCCAACAGCGCUUCAUCUACAUCUUCUUCCAGCAGUCGAUCAUCACAAACAGCCUACUCGGCCAUGACAAACUCAUUCGCAUCGCUAUCUCAAUUAAAAUCGCCCAGCCCCGAUAGAACUUCCUGA